AUGCCACCCAAAGUAAAGAUUUCUAUGAGAUAUAAGGCUAAUCGCUUGAAGUCAUACAAUGAAGGAGCAAGGAUACGUAACGGUAGAAAUAUUUUACGCUGGGCAGACAAUAAUGAUAAUCAAGUCAUUGAGCCAUUGGCAGAAUGCGGAUUUUAUUACACACCAAUAAAGACUGAUUAUACUCAAGUGACGUGUUAUUAUUGCGAUAAGAAGGAGAAUAUUUCCUCGAAUGUAGAUAUCGAAACACUAUUAAAGGCUCAUGUACUGAAAAAUGACACUUGCCUAUUUUCAUUGAUUAUGUUGUUGGAGAUAGAAGGAAAUCGGUUUAACACCAAAGAGUCAUCACUUAAAUUUUGGUCCCUGAUAGAUUCGCCAUUGAUAAGACACCCCUUAGAAAAAAGCUCCAUUUUAUUCAGAAAGAAAUUUUAUGGUAGAAAAUUUCCUUUGGAUUCUUCAAGGAGUUUCAAGGCAAAUAGUAAGAGUUUAAGUCAUUCAGGAUUCAUUUAUUCUCCAGUUUUUGAGGAUGACGAUAGAGUCAGCUGCAUAUACUGCAAUUGUUCAUUAGAAGGUUGGGAGGCAGAUGAUGAUCCACUUGAGGAGCAUAGAAAAAAUAGUGUUAAAUACUGUUAUUUCUUGGAUUUGAUUGAUCAGUCAAAGAAACAUGAAACUGGUAAUGAUAUUUCAAAACAGAAAAACGAAGAAAGCCCUAAGAUGUUAGGAAUCGAAGAAGAUAUAAAUGAAGAUAAAAGACUUGACGAUCGAGAGGAAUUUGAGUUUACGAAUAACUCGAAGCAAUUGAGACGCUCUAGAAGAUCAAAAAAACCAAAGAUUCUUGGCGAUCCAAAUGAUGACUAUUGGAAUAAACUUCCUGACAGAGAACUUUAUAAUGAGCUAAUGGGAAAGAAGGAGGAGACUCAAGGGGAUUCGGAUUUUGACUUUUAUGAGUCUGAUGAAUCCUAUAAAGAAGAAUCAGACUCGAACCUGCGUGAGUUAGAUAAAUACGACCGAAAGGUAGAGUUAAGAAAUACUCAAACUGCUUCGAACCUGGAAAUCAAAGAGGGAAAUAGCGAGAAAGCUCAAACCCACGAUGCUUCUAUUACUCAUGAGCACGUUUCGAGUGAAAGAAGUCCAGAUGAGCUUGAGAAAGAUGGGUUCGAAAGAGGAAAAGUCAGUGCUUUUAAUAAGAAAGAAGUAAAGCUAGAUGAAAAGACGAAGUCUGAACGUACAAUUAAAAGGAGGAAACUCAUCAACAAGCACUUUUCGCCGUCACCACCUGACUAUGAUAUAUCAGGACAUAAUUUGGGUGAUUAUAACGAAUCAGAUGUAAGCAAGCUCGAAAACGAAAUUCCAGUCAAUAAGUUAGGAAAUGAUUCACUUCCCGUGAUAGAAAGAGUAAGCAUGGAGACUGUCGUAGGUACACAGCCAGAGUCGAAAGUAUCAAACUCGGAGUCAUCACUGAAAUUGAAGCUAAAUUCUAAGAAGAAUGAAGUGAAGCUGAAAAAGAAACCGAAACCGAAACCAAAAACGAAAGCCAAAGCUCCCAAAAACAUCUUCAGCAAUAAAAGGUCAAAUGAGUACAACAUAUUGGAUAUGUCUUUUGAAGAUGAUCAUUCUGCAGCUUUUGAAAGUGGAGGUUCAAUAGUAAAAAAUGUUGGUAGCAAUGGUCACUUCAAGCGACAAGGAUGGAAAAAGAAUAGCUUAGAUAAGAGUGAGAAAUCAAAUUUAAGUUCUAGUAAAGAGAAUUUGGACUCCAAAUAUAAUCCGAAUACCAAGUUAGAAGAACAGCAUUCUAAAAAUUCUAAUGUUAAUAAUUCUAAUGUAUUAGAGAUAAAAGAAAACGAUAGUGAUGUUGUGAACAAUAAUCAAUCAGUUGCAUCAGUAAAAUUAUCACCGAAAGUAAGGAUCGACUCAACCGACUCUUAUAUUGGAAAUAUUGAUAAUUCAAUGCACUCUAGAGAGCCUAUGGACAUAGAUGAGAAGGAAGUUGUUUAUUCAGGGUAUAUCAAAGACAUUAAGAGUUUUAAUGAGGAGAUCGUAGAUAUUGUCAAUAACACUCCGGCAAACAAUAGUAUCCAAGGCACGGGUGCUGAGAUCAAUGCUAAAAUGAGUCCUGGGUUAGAGCACGAGCUCUUGGAGCUUGCGACUCCAUUCUCUAAUAAUGUCCUGUCAAAGAUUGACGAGGUGCAUGUAGAGCAGCGAAAGAGUCUUGACCAUGAAGAGAAAGAAUACAAUUUAAUAGCAAUUCACGCUGUAUCGGAAGAAGCAAAGCGUGAAAAGACAGGAUCUAGCAAUAAUGGAAGUCCACAAAUUCAUACUCUGACAGGAGCCAGCAGUGAUAAGACGCAUCAUAUGAAUGUAUCACCACAGUCACAUCUGAUUGAAAGUACAAACAGUCCGAUAAGCAAUGACAAUACCAAAGAAAAUGUACGGAGUGUAAGCAUUAUAAGUGAAGCGGAUAUUAUAGAAGAUUCUGUUUCUCAUCAAGGUCGACUUCCGAAUUUCUUAGAACCAAAGGAAGAACCUUCCACGUUGCAUAAAUUGAAUAAUGAAGAACAAAUCUUGACUACUAGAACUUCGUUGCUCGAACCAGAGCCUAUUAACGAUAAAAGCAUAAAUGGUCAAUUUGAUAAUUCCGAAGAGAACACAAUACACAGUAUUGGUAUUACUCAAGACCCUAUACAUAUUAGCAAAAAUGAUGAAGUCUCCAAAAAGUUUGACGAUUCGCCAUCCCAUUUAAGGACAGGUUCAUUUUUCCAAGAUGACACUAAGCAUAAUGCUUCCAGCUCUCCUGCGGCACAUAAUAAUAAAUCACAAAAGAACAGUAAAGAGUAUCAUUUGAAAUCUCCGAUAGGUGACGCCGAAAGAUCUUCUCUAAAAAUUGAUCUGUCUUACAAUAAAGUCUCAGGGAACUUUGCAAACCUAUUGGAGUCUAGUACUCCACAGGUUACUAAGCAAGAUACGGGAUUUCCGACCAGUACUACGUUCGUAGAGGCUAGAGGUUGGGAACCAUCUUCUCUAUCCCCGAUGCUAAAUACAUUGAACAACCUUGAAGAUACGGCGAACUACCUCAAGUCAAUUGCAUUAUCUAAUAAUGAUCUUCAUAAUGAUUUUGACAGUGAACUAACUAAUUUCAUUUCGGCUAUGCCUGAGAACGAGGAGAAUAUGUCAAUUGAAGAAUGGGUGAAGUAUAGUGCAUCAAACUGUGUCAAGUUACUAAAGGAUACAGCUGAUGAUAUGAUUAGUUUUUACGAAAAGGAAUAUAAGAAAGCCUUAAAAGCGAUUGAGUCAUUACCUACAAAAGAUUAA
Molecule: messenger RNA, 3306 nt
Organism: Priceomyces carsonii
Lineage: Eukaryota; Fungi; Ascomycota; Pichiomycetes; Serinales; Debaryomycetaceae
Exons: 1
Coding region: 1-3306 (1101 amino acids)
Source: RefSeq, a predicted model, not a curated record